Molecule: messenger RNA, 219 nt
Organism: Suillus subaureus
Lineage: Eukaryota; Fungi; Basidiomycota; Agaricomycetes; Boletales; Suillaceae
Exons: 1
Source: RefSeq, a predicted model, not a curated record
AAUACGCAACAUAACCCAGAUGUCACUUUGUUUAUCUGGGACAAAUCUAACAGCCAUGACGUGUCUAUCUCAUGCUUGGAAUUCCAUCAAGCUUCUCAUCAUGCCGCCCAGGAAAUCAAACCAGGUCGUGCAGGAGCAGGCAAGGAGAUCGUCGCUCUGGUCGGGAACUCAGACACCCUCCUUUGCCUGGCAGUAAUUCCUAGGUGUCGUCUUCACUAG